AUGAUUUUAACCACACAAUCAGAAAAGGUUAACAACCGAAUGGAAGGAGUAACUAUCGACACUCCUAAGGAGAAAUUAGGAACGCCAGGCUUUUUGAAAAAAGAAGUAGAGGAAGACGAACAAAGAUUAGGAGCUGAUUUAAGAGCUGAUUCAGAGGACGGUGACGACGAAUCUGUUGACGAAGCUGGACCAAGCAAACCAGUCAGAAGAAAUCGCAAUCUGCGUGUCAAAGGACAACCACCGACUCGUAUCAGUACACAAACUGUCAUUAACGAGCAAGACAAUUUGUCAAAAAUCAACGAAUUGAGCAGUGCAAAAUCGUCAGACAGCGAAUCUGACGAAGAGGAAAUAACGGUAAACAGAAAGAAUCUUACAAAAAGAGUAAAACAGAAAGAGAAAGUGGAGACUAGGCCUACAAGCGAUUCCGAAGAAGAGCAAGUAACGGUUGAACAAAAAGGGAAAGUAGAAACAAAUAAAAAGACUAAAGUAAGGCCAAUAACCCCCGACCGUUUGAGUGAAACGAACCCUUUGAGAGAUAUUGAAUUGUGGGAAACAACAACAACCUUUCCGAAAAUGAAAGAAGAAGACGAAACAGUUAUCAUUAAAAGAAAAAAUGCAGGGGUCCCAAAAGAAGAAGCGAAGCACGGGGCCUUAAUGGCAUCAGAGCCACUAAACGAUGAAGCCCUUUGCGACAGCGAAGUCGAAUCGGAAGAAACCAUUUUAGCUAAAGAUUGUCGAGUAAAAUCAAACCAGAGUUAUUAUAACAGUCAGAAGCUUUUACAGAAUCAACAGCAAAUGACUAUAUCGCUGUUGGCCCAAGUGCCCGCUUUUAACGGAAUGGGGUCGACAAAAUUUGAAGAUUGGAUAAAACAUUUCGAAAGGGUUAUUGACACUUCUGAGUUUGAGGAGGCUUUGUCUGAAAUAAAAAAGGAAGCAGAGGGAUGGAAAAUGGCCUCAGAAAAGAACCAAAAGUUAUUAAGCGACCUUCUACAAAAGAAAGUAGAGAAAAAGCAGAAGAAACGAGAGGAAGGAUUUAUUAAUGCUGUGUCCACUAACUCUAACGUUCAAGCGAUGGACGACACUAAACGCGACCUAGAAGAAUUAAAAAUAACGGCGAAAAAUAAUCAAAAAUUAUUGAGCGACAUGAUGCAUGCAACAAGCUAG
This is a messenger RNA of Daphnia pulicaria, 1164 nucleotides long. Its product is annotated as pre-mRNA-processing factor 40 homolog A-like. The record is from RefSeq and is a predicted model, not a curated record. The transcript has 6 exons. The coding region runs from base 1 to 1164 and encodes 387 amino acids. Lineage: Eukaryota; Metazoa; Arthropoda; Branchiopoda; Diplostraca; Daphniidae.